Messenger RNA from Dama dama (fallow deer), 2137 nucleotides. It is a transcript of the gene FHIT, whose product is annotated as fragile histidine triad diadenosine triphosphatase. The transcript is spliced from 13 exons. Gene Ontology annotation, molecular function: ubiquitin protein ligase binding; bis(5'-adenosyl)-triphosphatase activity. Bases 1386 to 1835 code for a protein of 149 amino acids. NCBI's taxonomy places the organism in Eukaryota, Metazoa, Chordata, Mammalia, Artiodactyla, Cervidae. Gene Ontology annotation, biological process: diadenosine triphosphate catabolic process; intrinsic apoptotic signaling pathway by p53 class mediator; purine nucleotide metabolic process. Gene Ontology annotation, cellular component: cytoplasm; plasma membrane; nucleus. The record is from RefSeq and is a predicted model, not a curated record.
UUACAGGCGGGUGCUUUACCAACUGGGCCACAAGGGAAGCCCAAGAAAACUGGAGUGGGUAGCCUAUUCCUUCUCCAGCGAUCUUCCCGACACAGGAAUAGAACCGAAAUCUCCUGCAUUGCAGGCGGAUUCUUUACCAACCGAGCUAUCAGGGAAGCCCUCAUUCUAGGGGACAAGAUGAUAAAAAAGAUAAAUUAUAUACAAUGCUUGGUUAAGGGUAAGAACUAAGGAGAAAAAUAACAUACAAAAAAGAGGAAAGGAAUGGCCUUGUCCAUUCCUGGUACAAUUUUAGUUAAGAUACCAGGGAAGGCGGAGUUCACUCAUAAACUGGAUCAAUGUAAGGCCUGCGGGCCACGUUCUGACAGAAACAAAAGAAAAGGCUUUAGGAAUCAAAAAGAUCCGGAAUGAGGCGAAGAAGUGACAGGAAAUUCAGUGAGGAAUAGUGAGGGGAGUAAGUUGAACGCAUUUGGGAGGAAAGAAGGAAACAAAAAUAUAGCAUAGCCUAAACAAUGAUGUUACUUUUUAACAUUUGGUUAAAAAAAAAACAACUGUGUGAACUAUGACGAAACUCUUAAUGAGGAGAUUCUCACCUCAGCUUCUCUUCAGAGAGGGACAGUGUUCCCGGCCGCUAAACAGUGAUUUUGUUACUGUAGCUUCUGAUUGGCCCGGUGUAGGCGCGUGCUCUGCGCCUAUUGGCCCGCGGCCCUGUCCACGGACGGGUAGCCAUCUUGGGUCCCUUCCAUACUGCACAGGCAUCUGGGAGUUGUAGUCCCUGCUCUGUUCUGUCCAGUCGCGGGAAUUUUUGCCCUCUGCUCCCGGGAACCUCAGGCAGCCACCCCCGUGGGCACAAGCCCAGGCGCUGUUCCUGCCCAGCGCUCCCUCCCUCUGCCUUUACUUCUCAACUGCCAAGAUCUUGGAAGCUUUGAAGCUCAGCAAAGAAGGGAAAUCCAUUGAGAACAGUCUGUAAAGGUCCUGGAAAAGUGACCAACACUUAGUAGGUACUCAGCAAAUACUGACUCAGUGAACAAAGGAAUGAAUUAUUAGCUCCAUAUGGGUAGGGGUUCCUCCGAUUGACACUGUGCUACAGUCCUUGGCACAUGUGAGGUGCUCUACCUGACAAACGUGGUAUUCCAGGACUGCCAGCCUGCCGACAGCCUCUGCAGAAACUCUGCACACCCUUCCGUUGAGUGUUCUGAGGAAGUAACCAUCUUCAGACAGGGAAAUUUUUGCUGAACUGGAAAAACAGUAGGAGUGUUUUGCCUUCACUCCAUCACCGAAUAGCAGGUGUCCAGGUUCUGGUUGCCUGUUACACAACUGGGGAAGCACAGGACUUGUAGGCCCAGCUGGGUGCAGCCCAACAAGGACAGAGACUUCACCUUGAGGAAAUGUCAUUCAGAUUUGGCCAACAUCUCAUCAAGCCCUCGGUGGUGUUUCUCAGAACAGAACUGUCCUUUGCCCUGGUGAACAGGAAGCCUGUGGUACCUGGACAUGUCCUCGUGUGUCCUCUCCGGCCAGUGGAGCGCUUCCGAGACAUGAGUCCCGAAGAAGUGGCUGACUUGUUUCAGGCUGCACAGAGAGUCGGCACAGUGGUGGAGAAGCAUUUCCAGGGCACCUCGCUCACGUUCUCCAUGCAGGAUGGCCCUGAAGCUGGACAGACGGUGAAGCAUGUUCACAUCCACAUUCUUCCAAGGAAGGCUGGAGACUUUGACCAGAAUGACAGCAUCUAUGAUGAGCUCCAGAAACACGACAGAGAGGAUAAAGACUCCCCAGCCUUGUGGCGGUCAGAGGAGGAGAUGGCGGCUGAGGCAGCAGCGCUGAGGGGCUACUUUCAGUGACGCAGGCAUGGAAGGAACGGGAACAAAUCCCCAGGCAUAAGGAAACGGGCCUCGUGCGUUAGGGCCCCGCGGCCUUGGAAAUGCAGCUAAGCAAACUUUAUUACAUCCUACAAUUCGACAGCCUUUUGCAAAGCAUUUUAUUAUGCUUGUGGAAACCACCGGGGUUAUGUUUCAAUCACCGUGACUGACAGGCUGCCUUCAAAACCACGGCACCCACUUGCCCUUCCACACUUCCUCAGCUACGUACUUAGAAUAGAACUUUUCCAACUUGUCCCUUGGCCUGGAUGGGAAAUAAAAAUGCU